AUGAAGCGCACGAGAUCUUGUAUUGAAGUCGCCAGAGUUUCUUGUGUUUUCUAUUUAGGAGAGACUGUUUUCUCUCGUAAAUUAAAGAGAUUUGAUUUUGACGCUUUCAAUGAGAUGAUUAUACCGACUGGUUUGUCGAAUGGAUGUGUCUCGCAAUGUAUUGAGUCGUUGGCUAAGGAGUAUGAUGAGGUGUUGUGCAAAGCCUUGGACAAGCUGGCACCUAAAAGAACUCGCACUAUUGUCAUUCGACCAAAUGACCAUCGGUAUAACGAGGAGAUUGCCACUCAUAAGAGGAAGAGGCGAAGGCUCGAACGUGAGUGACGUUCGACUGGUCUCUAAAUUGAUGGGGUGAAUUAUUUGGAGCAGCGCGAUGUUGUAGAUGAAAUGCUUUAUAUGGCGAAAGAACAGCAUUAUUCAACAGUUAUUCAGGACAAUACCCACGAUAGCAAGUUACUUUUUCGCACAGUUGAUAAAUUACUACAAAGGAAUACAGACAAAAGAUAUCCGUCUGCGAACAGUGACCUAGAACUCGCGAAUGCCUUUGCUAAUUUCUUUAGUCCCAAGAUUGUGAGAAUUCGUGAUGAAUUGCUAGUUAGGAGAGAACAGCUGGGGGAGCUCACUAUGGAGGAUUUUGAGCGUAGAUCAUGCUUUAGUGAGUUCGCAACGGUAACAGAU
Pocillopora meandrina is the source of this 675-nucleotide messenger RNA. The record is from the annotation of a GenBank genome assembly. NCBI's taxonomy places the organism in Eukaryota, Metazoa, Cnidaria, Anthozoa, Scleractinia, Pocilloporidae.